This is a messenger RNA of Cetraspora pellucida, 269 nucleotides long. The record is from the annotation of a GenBank genome assembly. NCBI's taxonomy places the organism in Eukaryota, Fungi, Glomeromycota, Glomeromycetes, Diversisporales, Gigasporaceae.
AUGCAUAUUGAUGCCCUCAAUGAUAUUACAAAUUUAAUUUCGAAUGAUGAUGAAAAUAAUGAAUUACUUCAACUAUUCAAGCAAUAUAAAUCAGUACUUCAUGAUGCACUUAAAAUCAUGCAAGAACAAGAAAAUGCCAAUAAUAUUCAAUGGGCACAAGCUGUCCAAAGAAGUUUUAAGAGUGUACAAGAUUUAGUAAUAGAUGUUAAAUCAUAUAAAAGAAGAAUAAAUAAUCCAUAUACUUGGAAAGACCACAACAAACACACGAU